GGUUCGGGCUCAGAUUUCCCAGAUGUCUCUGCGCGUGUCUGCAAUGUCUGAAUGUCCGCCAUUCUGGUGGCUGGAGGGUCACUCAGCUGGCAGAAUUACAUCAAAAACUGAGCCUCCCAGUGGCCUAAAUGCCGAACACUGCCCAAGAACUGAAGGAGAAGUUUCUUAGGACGCUUGAUAAUGACAAUAAUGUGGUUGACAUGGUGGGAGUUCUGGAGACUAUCUCUGCCCUGGAGAAGUUCCCAAUUACCAGGGAGGCAUUGGAGCAAACACGACUUGGGCGUUAUGUUAAUGAAAUGCGUAGGAAGACCACAAACAAAGAACUUGCAAGGAGAGCUAAAGACCUUGUCCGCUCAUGGCAACAGUUGGUUGCCCCCCAAACUACAAAUACAAUUAAUGGAGAUAACGUAGCAUUACGAUCUGGGGGUUAUCAAGGCCAAAGACUAAGUCCAAGAAUUACGAUAUCCCCAGCUUUAUCUCAAACGAGCAGGGUGAGCACGCCACGUGGACAUGCCUCUCCUGCUCUGGGGCCUGGAGCAGUGGCUUCACCUGCCUUGUCCACAGGAAAGGGUAAUAAAUACAAAGCUCAAGGUUCUCCUGCUAAACUAGCAGGCAGUCGGAGUUCUCCAGCAGGUUUAUCACAGAGCAGUUCACCUGGAAUGCCUCCCACCAGGAGCAGACCCAUCACUCCAGUUUCCGGAGGGUCAAGUCGAUCAGGGACUCCUAUAAAUGUCCAACAAGCAACCAAAAUCUCUCCAGGCUUGCCACGAGCUUCAAGGCCUGCCACCCCAGGGAGUGCUCAGGCCAGUCGCCUCUCCCCUGGGGUGGUACAGCCAGGUGGCAGACAGGGAGCAGGGAAACUAGUCAGUCCAGCUGUAAUGGAAAGAACAAAAACUUCCAAUGGAUUUGAAUGUCAUUCCAUAUCACCUCCUACAGUAUCUUCAGUUGGUGUCAGUGAAACGGUAGAUCGAACUAAUAUAGCAAAUAGAAAGAGGCAGCGUAAUGGUGAUACUCUCCCAGAACAGCCUUCAAAAAAGACACCAGCAUUAGUAGGCAGUGAUUCAAAAGAUAGUAAAGAAAAUGCAUGCAGUACAACUGUGAAUGGACUUCUUUCAAUCAAAUGUGAUAGAAGUGGGGGUGCCGUGCAAUCUCCAGCAAUUAAGUCAUUAAGCCGGUCAUCUUCGGCAUCCUCACUGAAUACUCAAGCAGCCAUAGCGUUAGAAUCAAAGAUUUCACCUAGUGGUUCUUCUUCAAAAGGAGGACUAUCAAACAGAAGGAACACGAACCUCUCAUUGAAAACAGAAAUGGACAAAUCAAUGGUCACAAGUAGAACACCAAAAGUGAAAACCACAGCACAACUGAUUGCUGAACUGCAAGCCAAAAGUAGUUCCCCUAAUCUGGGUAGUAAGACAAUUAAGAAAAUCCAGACAAAUCAGAUUCAGAAGGAGGUUGAAGUCCAAGAGUCCAUUGUUCCGGCAGGGGCCAAGCCAAGACCCAGGCGUAAUCCCAGCGUGGGAACUCCUACACAGCUCCCCAGGGUUGGUGAGGUGACACUUAGCCAAACAAAAACAGAACUUGUGCAAAAAUUCCUACAGUCAUCUGUAACACCCGAGGAUUUAUCUAGUCCCCUUGAUUCAAUAGGAAGGACACAAUCUCCUGCCAACUUUGAUGUCAGCUUUGCCAAUAGUGACUCUUUACCAAAUUCUGCUGAUGUAAGUCUUCAGUCUGUGAAAAGUGAGUUGGAUAUAUAUAAAGAAGUAAUAAAUACUGAAGAGACUUACCCCAAGGAAGAAUUAGAUCCAUAUAGUUUACUUCCUCCUCUAAAUCUUGAUGAGAUAAAAUUAGAAGAAGAGAGUAAUGGUGACGAGGUGCAGUCACUCCCUGAAGUGACAGAUCUGACUGUUGAACGUUUAAACGAAGAACGGUGGCCUGGGAUAAAUGGAAAUUAUGACUGUGACGGAGAGUGGAAUGACUGGUCAAAAACUAUUUCUAUGCCAACAUACGAAAGUGAGACUUUACAUAUUUUGCCCUAUGUAAAUAUUGAUGACUAGCAAGAAAUACUGUUUGAUAAAUAAUCUUAUUAUUUGUAAAGUAUUUUUUUGAUUGAGGAAAAGAUGGUAUGUGAAGUGUUCAACUUCAAUUUGAUAGUGUCAGUCCAUUAUUUCAUACUUUUUUUAGAGAAGUUAAAGCUGUAUUUAAGAGACGUUCAUUUGGAUUUAUUCAUGAAAUUUAUUGAAUCAGACAUGAUUGCAUAAUUUCCUGGUUUUACCAGCAGCAGAAAGUUUUGUAUCACCAGGCAACAAAAAAUGGGCUGUCUCUUGCUACUAGUGAUCAGAUUGCUAAGUAAUAGGUAAGCUGUCCUUAAUAAUAAGCAGCAAUGUGUUGUGCACUGUCUAAGAGAUAUCUACUGCACAUUGCUGUACAGUAUCUUUGCAUUGAGAUAUAACUUGAUAUGUACAGUUAACGGAGCCCAAUGAUCUCAAAAAAAUUGGUAGUGUAGAGACACUGUACAGUAAGAAAUUUUUGAAAAGGCAUACUUGAGGAAAAAUAUUUUAACAAAGUAACUUUGACCGCCUAUCUGCAUUGUUGUUGAAUAACAAAGAUGUUAUAUUAUAAAUUAUUGAUCUUUAAUUUACCAUCUCAUUUUAUAUUGCCUUGAAUUCAGUUUGCCAUAUUCAUUUGAAUUUAUAUUUGAAGGCACAAUGCCUGGUAAUUCAGAAUACAGACAGAAAAAUAUACUAAUAUAUAUAUAUACAUAUUAUGUUAAAGCAAGUUUACUGUACAAAAAGAGGUUGAAAUUUGUGCUAGGUGAAGAAAUAACUUCUGAAAGACUAUAAGAUUUGUACAUUUAAGUGUUUGUGAACUUAGAAGAUGCUUUCAAUCCAAACCAUGUCUUAAAACCAAGUUGAUACUGUUGCAUCUGGUGAUAUGGUCCAGGCUUCUUGUCUGAUAAAAUGUCUAAUGUGAUUUAAAAAAAUAAAUAAAAAUAAAAAAGUUGAAACAAUA
Molecule: messenger RNA, 3006 nt
Organism: Lingula anatina
Lineage: Eukaryota; Metazoa; Brachiopoda; Lingulata; Lingulida; Lingulidae
Biological process (GO): positive regulation of gene expression; regulation of transcription by RNA polymerase II
Cellular component (GO): core mediator complex; mediator complex; nucleus
Molecular function (GO): transcription coregulator activity
Source: RefSeq, a predicted model, not a curated record